Acanthaster planci (crown-of-thorns starfish) is the source of this 1792-nucleotide messenger RNA. RefSeq names its product glutathione peroxidase 2-like. Lineage: Eukaryota; Metazoa; Echinodermata; Asteroidea; Valvatida; Acanthasteridae. The record is from RefSeq and is a predicted model, not a curated record. Gene Ontology annotation, molecular function: glutathione peroxidase activity. Gene Ontology annotation, biological process: response to oxidative stress.
UUGACAAGACUACAGCGAAUGCCAAAUUGAAUGUCGAGUGGUGCUCUUGAAAUGAACAUGGUUAAAGUCUUUCGAUAUAGGUAUAGUGCGAUAUUAUUGAUGUUGUGCCCGUUCCAAUAUUUACUCGUCGAAUUGAACCGUGCGACGACUCCAUAAAAUUUCAUAUCUAGUAAGUGAUAUGGUUGCUACCCGUACACAAAGAUAAAGAACAGUUGCUAGCCUGAUGACCGCGUAGUUAUAGAACUUCACUGCCUGGGGGUUUUGUUAUCAAUCUGCGUUACUGGUGUGCACCCAUCGAUCAGAAGGUACAGUGCUGGAAUGGGAAGAAAUGGUGUCGGCUAAAAGGUGUUGCUAAACUAUCUGCAGAUAUGGUAGAAGUUUUAAAGAAAGAGUCAAAAUGUCUGUAAACGUGCCAGAAAACAAUAGCCAGCAGCAGCCACAUAAGGGCAUCGUGGACUCGCUUCGAGUUACUAUCAAGGCGAGUGACCUGGCCCACGAUUUGACCAAUCAAGCAAGCGACUGUAACGGUUCCAGCAACAGGAGCGUGGACGACCCUCAGACGGCUGCUGGCGACGACGAGGAAGCCUACUACCUGUCUGACGGCACGCUGGUUCCCGUCUCCUUAGUCCGGUCUUUCUACGAGCUGUCGGCGCUUGGAGUGGACGGGAGGAUGGUGCAGUUCUCCCGGUUCGAGGGACGGGUCGUGCUGGUGAUCAACGUGGCCACAGGAGACGAGCAUGCAACCAGGGAAUUCACUCAGAUGAAUGAGUUCGCUGGUACCUACGACAGCCGUGGUCUGAGCAUUCUAGCCUUUCCGUGCAACCAGCUUGGUUACAGGGAACCGUGGGAGGACCACGAGAUCCCGCUGUGCCUGCGCCACGUGCGACCUGGCCGGGGCUUCGCGCCUAAAUUCCACCUGAUGGCACGGUGCGAUGUUAACGGAACGCGCUGCCACCCCGUCUUCGAAUACCUCAAGCAGAGGCUGGCCGGCUGCAGCGACGAUCGCUCCCCCACCAUCAGGAGCCUCCGGGGUCGACUGCUCCCGCCAAAGUCUCCAGACGUGCGCUGGAACUUCGAGAAGUUCCUCAUCGGCCACGACGGGAGGCCGUUCAAGCGGUUUUCAUCCCGGACGCCCCUGAAGGCGCUGGCGGGCGAGGUGGAGAACCUGCUUCGGAAAGCCAGCAUCGAACAGUCAGCGAACAGACAAAGCGGCAAUAAAUUCGUCCACUACGACCCCGGGCAGGAUAGAACACGCAAGAAGAGGAACUCCCCGAGAGGCAAGGAGGUCUCCUGAAAACGGUCGCGCUGAUCUGUUCGGUUAUCGUGGUGAAUCUUAUCAUGAAUUUAAUUAGCCGAUCGUUGAAGCGAAUUAUGUAUAAAAAGGUUGUUUUCACGGUUUCCAUCUGUUUCAUUAUAGCUUUCCUUUGACUGUUUAUAUAUACAUACUUCUCACUUUUCCAGCCAUUACUUUGUGGACAAAAUAUUGUUGAAAGGUCGUGGAGAAUAAAACCUCGAGUAGGACCACCAGGAAAUAGGUACCCUAUAGGAUGAGGCUCCCGAAUUACUUCCAUGCCACAUGUACUUACUCUACUGCGCAACUUAAACUGACCAAAGAAUAUAUGGGUGCCUAGUCCAGAUGGAAAAUGGGCCUAUUGGUUCACUUUAUUUUAAAGCUUCGGUUCCUGAAUAGAAGCAGAUAUAGGGUGGGCGCACGGGUUAAAGUUGAUAAUAGUUUUGGAGGAUCUAAAUGACGAAUGGAGAGAAAGUUUCCUCCCACAUCGACUUUUUCUUG